Zingiber officinale is the source of this 279-nucleotide messenger RNA. Its product is annotated as superoxide dismutase [Cu-Zn]-like. The record is from RefSeq and is a predicted model, not a curated record. Gene Ontology annotation, molecular function: superoxide dismutase activity; copper ion binding. Lineage: Eukaryota; Viridiplantae; Streptophyta; Magnoliopsida; Zingiberales; Zingiberaceae. The transcript has 3 exons. The coding region runs from base 16 to 249 and encodes 77 amino acids. Gene Ontology annotation, biological process: removal of superoxide radicals.
AGAACACCUAAGGAAAUGGUGAAGGCUGUUGCUGUCUUGGGUAACAGUGAGGGCGUUAAGGGCACAAUUUACUUCGUCCAGGAAGGAGAUGGUCCAACCACCGUCACCGGAUCCAUCACUGGCCUCAAGCCUGGGCUUCAUGGCUUCCAUGUGCAUGCUCUUGGAGACACCACCAAUGGAUGCAUGUCAACUGGGCCUCAUUUUAAUCCUGCUGGAAAGUUACAUGGUGCUCCUGAAGAUGAAAACUGACAUGCUGGUGAUCUAGGCAAUGCCACUGCU